This is a messenger RNA of Nilaparvata lugens (brown planthopper), 1415 nucleotides long. RefSeq lists its product as uncharacterized. The record is from RefSeq and is a predicted model, not a curated record. The transcript is spliced from 3 exons. NCBI's taxonomy places the organism in Eukaryota, Metazoa, Arthropoda, Insecta, Hemiptera, Delphacidae. The coding region runs from base 554 to 1048 and encodes 164 amino acids.
GACGUCAUUUGUUUUGGUAGCUAGGCUAUUUCCUAAAUUUCUAUAAUCGAAUAUCGAAAUCAAGUCGACACCAUAGGCUAACAAAGUAAAUACCGUUGACGUUCAAAAAACUCAUUCACACAAUUUGAGGAUAAAAUUGUUUCAAUACAUGAAAGCCGUUGUUGAUUUUUCAAAUCAAAACACUGUUUUUGUAGAGGUUAGAAUAUUAAAAGCAAACUGUAAAAUUUGAAGGUUAUGAAUGCUUGAAAAUUUAAUGUAGUUCAGUGUAGCAAAUUUGUGACUGUAAAGUACACAGAGAAAGAUAGAAAUAUUGUAAGCUGUUUGAUUUUUUUUAUCCUUAUCAGAUAAUGUUAUAAAACUUUCAUGUGCCAUCAUUAAGACACUGCAAUUUUUGACAUUAUUUAUGGUAUGAUGCAGAAGGCAUUGUAAACACAUGUUUAGAAUAAAAUAUAACCUCACUUUUUACUUUUAGUUAAAAGUUUACGUUUAUGAGAAACGAUGGUCUAUUUUCUGUUUAUUUAAUUAUGUAAAUGUAAUUAGAUCAGUGAAAGAUAUGGAAGACAUUAAUGAAUCAGUUGUUGAGGAAAAAGAAAUAUCAGAGAAAAAUUGGAACAGAAUGAAAGCCUCUCUUCAACAGGAAGGUUUAAGAGAAGGAGUAGCCUUGGGACGUGACAAGGGGUUCCAGGAGGGUUUCAAUGAAGGUUUUGCUCAAGGCUUUGAAGCUGCCUACUCUCUCGGAUAUUUGAACUCGCUGGCGUCGACCUUGAAGAGAAAGGAAUUGGGAAUCACUGCAGAUACCAAAUUUGAUGAUGCCAUGAUCAAUAACCCUCGCAGAGGAUUGUGUCAGAUGUGUCCAGAUACAAAGGGAAAUGCAACAAAAGUGCAAAUGUCUGAAAAAAUGGAACAGUUUUACAAUAUACCAAUAAGCGAAAUUGUAACGCAGCAAAGAAGUAUUGUUAAAGACGUGCUAGAGCAAACAAAACAAAAAAUGAUGAGUCACUUAAAGUCCUCGAAUAUUGAAAUUGAUUUUUCAAAUUUAUAUUCUUGAUUAUUUCAAGCAUUUACAGGUCCAGUGUAUCACUGGCUUGCGAGGACUCGUCAAAAACAUUUUCAUGGGUGAGUCAAAUAUAAAUAAGAGCGAUGUAUAGGCAUAAUUAAUACAUAGAUAGCAUAAAAUUAUUAUUCUUUUGCUUUUAUUGAUUAUUGAAAAAUAAGAAUUUAAACUUAGUAAAAAGUUUUCAAAAGGAUGAAUAUUUAAUUCAAACGUUACAUUCCAGUGAUAGGAUGGGUGAGUGACUUCACUUACACUAAGAUUGGUUAGAGUAGAGAGGAAUUAUUUAGUUCACUAUUAUGUUUUUUGCAUGACAAUAAAUGUAAUGUUCUUUUUAUCAUUGAAUAAAUCAAUUUUUAAUGUG